This is a messenger RNA of Vanderwaltozyma polyspora DSM 70294, 786 nucleotides long. RefSeq lists its product as uncharacterized. Gene Ontology annotation, molecular function: serine-type endopeptidase activity. The coding region runs from base 1 to 786 and encodes 261 amino acids. The record is from RefSeq and is a predicted model, not a curated record. Lineage: Eukaryota; Fungi; Ascomycota; Saccharomycetes; Saccharomycetales; Saccharomycetaceae. Gene Ontology annotation, cellular component: membrane. The transcript has a single exon.
AUGUUCAAUGUCAAGCGUAUAGUUUCACCUAACAACAAACCACCUUCUGCAGUUACCGUAUGUGUUUUAGCGUUGUUAAUUGUAUUAUACGUUGUUAACUUAUAUGUUAAUAUCAACGAUAAUUUAGGUUUAAGACCAUCGUCGUUAUUUGAUUUUGAACUAAGUAGAUUGUCUUUGUAUCCAUUGGCUCAUUUAUCCAUAAUCCAUCUCGUUUUUAAUGUUAUUUCUUUAUUCCCAUUGUUAAACCUUUAUGAAUCCACUCAUGGUACCGUAAUGACAGCUGUUACUUUGAAUAUUACAGCUGUUGCUGCUGGUGUGAUGUAUUGUAUUGUAGGCUCAUUAUUAUAUCCAGAUGUCGGUGUUGCAGGUUCUAGUGGUUGGUUCUUUUCAUUGCUAGGUUAUUAUAGUUUCAAAGAAGCCAGUGUUCACCCUAGAACUCCAAUUUUUAAAACUCAUUAUACAAUUCCAACUCAAUUAUCUCCUUUGAUCUUAAUUGUUGUGAUAUUUGUUUUGAUACCACAUUCUAGUUUCUGGGGACACUUCUUUGGGUUAUUAGUAGGAUAUUUCAUGGGAUGGAGGGAAAAUUGGUUCGUUAAACUUCUCCCACCAAGUUGGAUAAUAGUUAUGAUUGAAACUAAAUUAGAUUUCUUAAUCAGAUUGAUACCAGGGUUUGUGAAAUAUUAUAAACAACAAGAUGUCGAGAACAAUGACCAGUACAUUUCAAUUUAUGAAGGCGCUGACUUACUACCAAGCCAUAAUGAAGAUCCUGUCAGUAGAGCCGUCUAA